AUGGAGCUUAUAGACGCUGGACAGAGGGAAAUACAGAACCAAUGGCAGAAACCAUCAUUUGAUGACGAUUAUGGCGCCUUCACCACGACGGCCCUUCCAGGCUCCAUCUCCGGGGACUGCCGGGCCGGGCGGAGGCGGGACGGCGACGGGGCGCAGAGCCAAGCCGGGCCGAAACCGGGGCUGAAGCGCCAUCUAGCGCUCGCCCGCGCGACCCCAUUGUUCCUCCGAGAGUGGAGCCCCGAGCCCGAGGGAGGUGCCAUGAGGAGCGCUCCGAGCCGGUGCGCCGUGGCCCGCGCCCUGGUCCUGGCCGGCCUCUGGCUGGCUGCAGCCGGGCGCCCCCUAGCCUUCUCGGAUGCCGGGCCGCACGUGCACUACGGCUGGGGCGAGUCCGUCCGCCUGCGGCACCUGUACACCGCGGGCCCCCAGGGCCUCUCCAGCUGCUUCCUGCGCAUCCACUCAGACGGCGCCGUGGACUGCGCGCCGGUUCAGAGCGCGCACAGUUUGAUGGAGAUCAGGGCAGUCGCUCUGAGUACCGUGGCCAUCAAGGGCGAGCGCAGCGUCCUGUACCUCUGCAUGGGCGCCGACGGCAAAAUGCAAGGGCUGAGCCAUUACUCGGCCGAGGAUUGUGCUUUUGAGGAGGAAAUCCGUCCGGACGGCUACAACGUGUACUGGUCCAAGAAACACCAUCUCCCGGUCUCCCUGAGCAGCGCCAGGCAGAGGCAGCUGUUCAAAAGCAGGGGCUUUCUGCCGCUGUCUCACUUCCUCCCCAUGCUGUCCACCAUCCCAACAGAGCCCGAUGAAAUCCAGGACCACUUGAAGCCCGAUUUGUUUGCUUUGCCCCUGAAAACAGAUAGCAUGGACCCGUUUGGGCUCGCCACCAAUCUGGGAGUGGUGAAGAGUCCCAGCUUCUAUAAGUAA
This is a messenger RNA of Balaenoptera musculus (blue whale), 918 nucleotides long. It is a transcript of the gene FGF19, whose product is annotated as fibroblast growth factor 19. Lineage: Eukaryota; Metazoa; Chordata; Mammalia; Artiodactyla; Balaenopteridae. The transcript is spliced from 5 exons. Gene Ontology annotation, cellular component: cytoplasm. Gene Ontology annotation, molecular function: growth factor activity; fibroblast growth factor receptor binding. The record is from RefSeq and is a predicted model, not a curated record. Gene Ontology annotation, biological process: fibroblast growth factor receptor signaling pathway; regulation of cell migration; positive regulation of gene expression. The coding region runs from base 1 to 918 and encodes 305 amino acids.